ACACGCCGUUCAAGUAGUUGAAGCGAGUCUAUCCUUUAAUACCGCGUGAGCUACGGCGUGACGCCAUGCAGCCAAGGUCACUGCGGACGUUUCAGAAAACGUCAUCGCACGUUUGAUUGUGAGCAGCAGAAUCAAGUUCGCAACGCAUAGACGGAUGUACGCUUAUGCGUGUUAGCGCCCAACCUGUAGUUUCAGGACUGUGCUCAAGGCCUUCAACCUACCCGUCAACUCCUAUCGCACACUGCUUUCACUACAUUGGGCUGCUUGCGUUGAUGAACUGCACGACAGACAUGAAAGCGAAGAUCGAGGACGGCAUCGUCUAUUCACCACAACGCGACGUCUUGAUCCCGGAGGUACCUCUGUACUCCUUCUUCAAGAGCCAUGUCCAGAAGCACGGAGAUAAGGUAGCGGCGAUAGAAGAAAACCGCCAGUGGAGUUUCAAUGAAGUGCUGAGAAGCAUCGAGUGGUAUGCUACAGGAUUCCAGUCCAUCGGACUCCGAAAAGGAGACAGAGUGUGUGUACAUGUCGGAAACAAGUUCGAAAACUUGCUAGCCAUGUACGGCAUUGUCGCUGCCGGGGGAACUGUCGUCUGCUCCAAGCCAUCUCUAACACCCCGAGAACUCUCGUACCAAUUAACGGACAGCGAGUCUACCUAUGUGCUAACCGACAGUCGGAACGCGGAUAAAGUUUCCCAAGUGAAAGAUAAGCAUAAACUAAAGGCUGUUCUAUCAAUGGAAGCCGUCGAUGGAUUCUUCUCCGUAGAACAGUUCAAAGAGGGCGUAGCAGAGUCUACUUUUAAGCUCGUGGAUGUAGAAAACCCCAAGGAAGAAGUCGUGGCCCUUAUCUACACGUCUGGGACCACAGGAUUGCCAAAAGGUGUUCAAGUAACACAUUAUGGACUGGUGGGCUGUCAUGUUCAGUCACUACACAGCUAUGAAAUCAGCAAAGAAGACGUUACCCUCAAUUGGGAACCAAUCACGCACGCAUCAGGGUUCAUGUCUUCAAUGAUACGCAUUGUCCAUGGGGUGACCUCCGUGAUAGGCCAACCCACAAUGGGUGUCAAAGAGUUUGUCGACAAAGUGAACAAGCACAAGGUGACAUCACUCUUUUUCUUUCCAACGCGACUGCAAGCAUUUGUAAAUGCUAUGGAUAGUCACGGCUACAGGACGCCCUCCAUAAAAAGUAUUGCUGUUGGUGGCGGUGGCCUCCCUCCAAGCGUCGCUAAGAAAGCUUUGAAGCUAUUCAACCUAACGUGCUUCUUGAACGUGUACGGACUCACUGAAUCCUGCGGCUUGGUGUGCGGAUCCCUCUCCGGUGACACAGCAUACGGUACCAUAGGCUUCCCUGCAGUCAAUGUCCAAAUUAAGAUUGUGGAUAUCGGGACUGGAAGGGUGCUGGGACCCGGUGAGAGAGGAGAAAUGGUUAUCAAACUACCGAACGUCAUGAAGGGAUACUACAAAAACGCAGAGGCAACGGCCGCAGUUUUAUCUGCAGAUGGCUGGCUGCGGACAGGUGACUGUGCAUAUUACGACAAAGACGGUAGGUUCUAUUUUGUGGAGCGGCUGAAGGAGAUGAUCAAAUGCCUCGAUAACCAGGUGGCGCCGGCGGAGGUAGAAGAGGUCCUGCUCAGCCAUGAAGCUGUUGCUGAGGCAGCAGUGGUGGGAAUUCCAGACCCACAGUACGGCGAGGCACCAACCGCUUUCGUUGUCCUUAGGGACUCCAGUCAUGAAGAUGUCGAGACAGUGAGGACACAACUGAAAGAACUCGUGAAACGUGAAUGCGCUCAACAUAAGCACCUACACGGAGGUUGCCAUUUUAUUGAACGCCUUCCCAAGACAGAAACUGGUAAAGUGCAACGAGCAGCAUUACGCGAAUCCUACGCGGCCAUCCAGAAGAAAUAGAAAUAAAACCAUACUUUCUCGAAA
Molecule: messenger RNA, 1925 nt
Organism: Ornithodoros turicata
Lineage: Eukaryota; Metazoa; Arthropoda; Arachnida; Ixodida; Argasidae
Exons: 12
Coding region: 165-1901 (578 amino acids)
Molecular function (GO): CoA-ligase activity
Source: RefSeq, a predicted model, not a curated record